AUGGAGAACCAGAGGGGGGUGCUCCUGGGAUACAUCCACUGGGAAGGAGACGAGGAAGGGGAUGAGGAGGAUGAGGUGGCUCCUGGUGCUUCUCCUUCCAGAGGAAUGAGCAGGCUGGAGGAUGUGCAGGUGGAGGUGCUGGAGAAGGCGAGGGAGCUCUUCCAGCUCUGUGACAAGGACGAGAAGGGCUUUAUCACCAAGGUGGACAUGCAGCGGCUGCAGAGUGAACUCCCCCUCACCCUGGAGCAGCUGGAGGCUGUUUUUGACAGCCUGGAGCAGAACAAUAACGGAUACCUGACGCCUGUGGAGUUCAGCAUGGGACUAGAAAAGUUGGUGGGGAUUGAGUUGUGCCAGGGGGCUGGGAGGAUGGAGCGCCCCGGGCACGAGGAGACCUUCGAGUCAGGCUGGUCAGAGGAGCUGGACCCGGCAGAUGAUGAUGAAGAGAAGCGGUUCUGCUCCAUGCUGGAGCAGCUCGGAGCAGCCCAGAUGUUUGAAGACCCCCGGGAGGUUCGGGAGCUGUGGGCUCGGCUGAGGAGGGAGCGUCCAGAGCUCCUGCCCAGCUUUGAGGAGCUGCUGCUGCGCGUCUCGGCGUACGUCAGGGAGGUGACCCACGAGAAGGAGUCCAUGGAGCAGGCGCUGAGGCGGAAGGAGACAGACCACGACCGAGAAGUCCGGUGCCUUUACGAGGAAAUGGAGCAGCAGAUCAAGGCAGAAAGGGAGAGGCUGAUCUGCCAGGAAGCCCUGAGACAUGACAGGAGCAACCUGCUCCAGAAGGAGCUGUGCAGCAAAGAGCAGGAGCUGGAGAAAAUCCUCCACCGGCAGAGGAAGCUGGAACAGCAGCUGCAGUCGCUGAACUCGGAGCAGCUGGAGACCCGUGUGCAGAACCAAAGGCUCCGGCACCUCAACGAGAACCUGCUGGAGGAGCUGGAGAAAAGCAGAUGGGAGCUGGAGGCUGUGAAGGGGCAACUGCAGAAGCUCCAGAAGGAAGCUCAGCUUGAGCAAGAGCAGAAGGACAGGGAUGUGUUCAGAGUCUCCAAGAACAUGCAGAAAGAGAAGCAAAGCCUCCUUCGGCAGCUGGAGCUCCUCAGAGAGAUGAACAGGAAACUUCGAGACGAGCGAGACGCUUUUGAGGCCAAGAAGCUGGCGCCUCAGGGCACAGAGCCCCUGCUGGAGGACGGGUCAGUGCUAGGCAGUCCCCUGCUGGAGGAGGAGCCGCUCAGACGACAGCUGGCCCCUGUGGACCUUCGUGUCAUCGUCCCCGUGGAGGGACAGGCACUGCCAGCGGACGGCGAGAGGUUCAGGAUGACUUCACAGGGUGCUGCUGGCUGCAGAAGAAGUGCAGAUGGACUAGAUGAUGCUCCCUUGCCUCCCAGAGCACAGCCUGUUGGCACCGAAACCAGGCUCCAGGCCCUGGGAGCAGCCAGCUCUUGCCCAGAGCACCUCUUCAGAGUGGUGUUUGUGGGCAGCUCGGGCGUUGGGAAGAGCUCCUUCAUCCACCGCUUCUGCUCGGGCAGGUUCUGGGCUCAGCUCAGUGCAACCAUCGGUAUUGACUACCAGGUGAAGACUCUGAUGGUGGAUAACACCCAGGUUGCCCUGCAGCUGUGGGACACAGCUGGACAAGAAAGGUUCCGGAGCGUGUCCAGGCAGUACCUGCGGCGGGCACACGGCGUGCUGCUCAUGUACGACAUCACGGCCCGGGGCUCCUUCACCGCCCUGCGGGGCUGGAUGAGCAGCGUCCAG
This is a messenger RNA of Merops nubicus (carmine bee-eater), 1740 nucleotides long. Its product is annotated as EF-hand calcium-binding domain-containing protein 4A-like. The record is from RefSeq and is a predicted model, not a curated record. Lineage: Eukaryota; Metazoa; Chordata; Aves; Coraciiformes; Meropidae. Gene Ontology annotation, molecular function: calcium ion binding; GTPase activity; GTP binding. The annotation marks the transcript as partial. The transcript is spliced from 14 exons.